AUGUAUGUUAAUAUACCGAUAUCCAUUACAGUUAUUCGUAACAGCCACCCUCUUUCCAGCACCGCCUUGUGGAUUAAUAACAAUUGGUGCCGUCGCGAGGAUCAGUAUGAAGUUUCCAUGGCCUGCAGCUCUCAAGUGUGGAAUUUCCCGGAGGAGUUCGAGGACUUCGCGGAACUGAGGCGAUACGAUCUGACUGCGCGCUAUCUCAUGCAUCGAAUCGCAUAUACGUCGCUUCAUGGACCUUAUGAAUCGCACGGCGUUCAAGACGAACGAGGUCAUUUUUGGGAUAGUCAAAAGCCCUCAAUGACCGAAUUGAUUGUAUCACAUGCAUUCAUCGUACCUGGUAGCCUUGCUCAUACCCAUCCUGAUGAAAGUAUAGCUCUUACAAGGCUCUCGAUUGAGGUGCACUUGGGUCAGAAUUUGAGCAAGAGUCGCUCAUGUCAUUCGUACUUCUAUUCCGAACACAACAACUGGCGACGGGGAAUUUACGGAUUCACAAUGUCGAGCACGCCGGAGGAGUUACAAGACAUUCUCAAACAGCAACAGGCACAAUUCGAGGCCGCGCACCUAAGGAUGAUGGAAACCAUGUUACAACGUCUCAGCACACAUCCCAAUUCAGCAAAACCGGUUAAACAGUCCACAUCUAUUGACGCUGUUGCCUGA
Echinostoma caproni is the source of this 663-nucleotide messenger RNA. The record is from the annotation of a GenBank genome assembly. NCBI's taxonomy places the organism in Eukaryota, Metazoa, Platyhelminthes, Trematoda, Plagiorchiida, Echinostomatidae.